AUGGCCCUAAGCAUUGUUGCAGCCAUCUUCAUGGCAUCCCUAUCAUUUAACCAAUUUUUUGGCUCAAUGGACACAGAAAUUCUCCCAGCUGAUAAGGCCUCACACAACAUCCGUCCGGCCCGCUAUGAGCCGCUAUAUUUUCGGAUUCUCAUAGUGGGCCGUGCCAGCACUACCUGCCCAGGCGCUAUUGGCCACUACGAAGCCUAUUCAUAG
Molecule: messenger RNA, 213 nt
Organism: Melampsora larici-populina 98AG31
Lineage: Eukaryota; Fungi; Basidiomycota; Pucciniomycetes; Pucciniales; Melampsoraceae
Exons: 1
Coding region: 1-213 (70 amino acids)
Source: RefSeq, a predicted model, not a curated record